AUGGGUUCCGAAAUUGUCUGCAGACUCAGCAUCGCUGAGGCCCAUGAUCCUGAUCUUACCAUUCGAUAUGCCUUCAGCGCUUUCGAGGACUUGAACGGUGCCAUCCGGAAUCUGAGGAGAUGUUUCGGUUUCCCGUACCAAGAGUACAUCGGGUACAUGAACACCCUCACUCACCAGUAUCGCACUCGAAGAGAACACGAGGGGCUCAUCGACCGGAUCCGGCGCUGGGCUAUGUUCGGCAAUGUCGAUGCAGUACUGUGGAUUGACUACGCGAAGGCGAACCAGCCUCCCGGCUCGUUCAAGAUGGGACCUCGGGAGUCGAGGCCUUUUAGCCCAGCGCACAUGCAGAUCUGCAAUGAUCUUCCUGACUCACUUCGCCUGGAAGAUGCAAAUGACGAGUCCGAGGCCGCCUGGAGUGAGCAGGAGCCGGACGAGGACAGACAUCAUGGAGGCUUACCACCUGUUUCGUCAUCUGGCUUCGAUCAGGCCCAUACAGAUCAGUUAAACAACCAGCCGAGGGAGCCCGGCACGCUGCGGCCCCUGCCUCCCCGGAGGCUUCCGAAGCACAUUCAUCGCACCCGCCCCGCCUACUUGUUGGGUCAAGCGCUCAAAACGAUGUGCAAUGUCCCCGAGAAAGAGGAGAUGGCCGUGGCUGUAAAGAUCGUCCCGGCUGACGGCAAGGACAAGCCCAGCGACAAAGCCAAGGAGGCUGAGAAGCAGAUGCUGCGCAUUCAGCUUCAGGAGGAGUUCGUCCCGGUGCCAGGCAGCAUCUAUCAACGCUCCAUCGUUCCAGGCCCAGGCUAUUACGGCUCGCCAAAAGUUCCCGGGCACGUGACACAGGAGGCAGCGACGUUUGGCCGGAAGGGAAUGAGUACUUUUGAUCAGAUCAAGGACUUCGCUGCAAAGUUGCCGGGUCCUGGGCAAUACAAGGAGAAGGCUUCGACGACCGAUGAGGUGUUCAAGCACAAGCCGACGCCAAGGACCGGCUGCUUCGGCAAGUCGCCCAAGCUGGUGAGCCGGGAGGAGGCCUUCAAGAAGCUUCCCUUCAUCUCCAAGCUCGCCUCGGCCUGUGAGGGCUUUGGGCUGCACAGCUCGGAGACGUUCCACUGCGUGAACCCGGAGGAUGUGCGUAAGCUCCCCAGGUAUGCCAAGCAACCCGA
Molecule: messenger RNA, 1160 nt
Organism: Symbiodinium necroappetens
Lineage: Eukaryota; Dinophyceae; Suessiales; Symbiodiniaceae
Source: the annotation of a GenBank genome assembly